This is a messenger RNA of Maniola jurtina (meadow brown), 2598 nucleotides long. RefSeq lists its product as uncharacterized. NCBI's taxonomy places the organism in Eukaryota, Metazoa, Arthropoda, Insecta, Lepidoptera, Nymphalidae. The transcript is spliced from 5 exons. The record is from RefSeq and is a predicted model, not a curated record. Bases 182 to 2524 code for a protein of 780 amino acids.
AAAAAUUAUUCAAAUCAUUAUUUAGUAUCAUAUCGCGUUGCAUUGACGCCGUGACGCGAUUUUAUUUACAUUUAAACAUUCAUCAAAAAUCGAUUCUUCACUUUUUAUUUCCAAGUCUCAUACAAUCGCAACGUAAGUGCAACAAAGAAACAUUGCAGUGGCGUACCGAUAAGACGUCAGAAUGUUGUGCCGAGCUCUGAUCGCUGCGGUCGUCGUUACAUGUACGUUAUACGCACGCGGUCAGGCCUCACAGCGCUUAGACCAGAUAAAAGAUCUAAUGUGCGUUUUAUUGUUGAGUGGAAUGCAAAAGGAAGAUUUGGACGUUAGCAUGUUGACAAAACUAAAACGCCACAACGUAAGCAUCGACGAUAUGAACAAUGAGGAAUUACUUCAGUCAUGCAUAGAAUCACGGAAUAAUAACAGCAUUGAAAAAGUGGCUCAACCAUUUAUAAGUAAACCCAAAAAUGCUGCUUUAGGUGAAUACAAAACAAGUACCGACUUGGCAAUAUUAAAAAGACCUCGUGAUUUAGAAAAUAGCUCUUAUAACAUGAGUACUGAUUAUAACAUCAACCAUGAAUUUCAUGAGAAUAAUAAGGAGUCUUUGAAGGAAAAUGCAGAUGAAAAUAAAAGAAACGUUGGUCAGGUAACAGAAUAUCCGGAUGGUCAGGCUAAGUUAGAAAGUGUUUCAAAAUAUUUGCAAGACAUGAGAGUGAACAAAACAGCGAUAUACGUGCCAAUACCACAACCAGUUUCCAUAAAAGAACAAGAAAGUAAAAGAAAUAUCACAAAUGAUUUAAACUCAGCCGAAACUCUGAACAGAUUGAUAGCAAAUUUGUCAAAGAGAAGUAGUAUAAGCACUAAACCUACAACUACUCAAAAAAACUUAAUUAAUAUCGAGGAUCUGUAUGAACAAUUAUUUUCAUUGCGAAAGCAAGAUAAUAUGGAAGAAAAUCACACUGUUAAUCCUGGCUCUCUACAGACACAUCUAGCAAUCCAGAAAAAUGAUCGGAAGACAUCAGUAGGAAAAGAAAUAGUCGAAAAUGAUUCGGAUACAAAAAGAAAGGAAUUAAACAUUUCAAAUCAUAAAAAUCUCAACGAUGCGUUAACCUUAAAUAAUACUUAUAGUAGUUGUAAUCCAUUCAUUUCGGAUGCUGAAGUCAUGAGCAAGUUCAAUGGAAAGGCUAAAGAAAGUUUAAAAUUGUCUAGAAAUCCGUUUUUCAAUAAGUUUGAAAGAGUUGACACUAUGAGCACAAAUAUAGAGCCAAAAUAUAACUUUUCUCGCGAUAUGAUUAAAGAGAUAGCUGACAGUGUUAAAGAACUUAUCUUAAGGGAUUUGCGUAAAGAAUUACUAGAAACAACAACGUUAAUUUCUACUACGACUAUUAUAUCAACAACUACAAGAACAACAAAAACAGACUCCACUUUCAAAACAAUACUUAACAAAGAAAACAUAAAAUCACAAGAUUCAGUAAUGAAAAAAUUUUUGGAAUUGUUCGAAGAGAUUAAAACUUUAAAACGGAAUAAUUUUGUUAUUCCAAAUGAAAAUAAAGAAGGAACAAAUAACAAAGAAACAAAACAAAAUGGUAAUAUUAAAGAAUUUAAAGAAUUCCUUCAAAUCGCAAUGCCUGCUAGAAUACCUAAUGAAAUUGUACAACUUUCUUUUAAUGCCAACCAAAUUUACGGAAUAAAACAAUACCCAUUAGUAAAUUCAGAAAAGACUUCCAACUUUGCGUCACAAAUACAUAAAUACAGAUCAGACAUAACAUUUAAAAAGCAAGAACCCAACAGACUAAAUAAAGAUUUGCUUCCUUUAACUGUUCAGACUAAUAAUAUAGAAAUUCCACCUUUAGGAAUACCUUUAGAUAACUCACAGAAUCUAAUAAGAGAGAAUAUUAUUAUAACUACAACGGUACCAUACAGAAUACUUCCUAAUAUUAAUGGUGGUCCAAUCAAAACAAGAAAUCAACAAAAUGAAUAUAUAGGCACUCCACAUUCAGAAGAGCGAUUUUUUAAGGCAUACCAAUCAAAGCAAGCAAAUCCUCGUUCAUCUAAAGAAUCAUACAAAUCUCCUGCACACCAAUUUCAUCCUAAUAGUAAAGACAAUAUCAUUAGGUUCACACUUAACAACAACGAUCAUUCUAAAUAUCAUGCAGAUUAUUAUGAGAAAAUCAACAUACGAAACUAUACACCAAGUCCAGAAAGUGACGAAAUCAAACAUCAAGAUAUACCACGAUUCCAUGAGAAAUUGGAAAAAGUAGAGAGAUAUUUAGACUAUCCUGAACAAGAUAUGUACACAGAUGAAAAUGAUUGUUGUACUGAGAAAUUUAGAUAUUCACAAGCAAUGAUUGAUUGUUGCAACAGAAAAAUCGCGUCUCGACAACAAAUGUCCCUUAACAAUAUGAAGAAAAAAUCAUACGAUGAUACACAUUUUAAGAAAUUUCUCCAGUCCCAACAGAAAGUGACUGUAAUGCUCGAGAAGAUUCUCGGGGACAAGAGGAAUAUUCAAAGCGUGGAGACCGCUUAGAUUUUUCAAUUCCAUAUUUGAAUGUAACUUGAAUGAAAAAGUCAUAAAGAUUGACGGUUUACUCCAGUGUGUUA